Molecule: messenger RNA, 1550 nt
Organism: Paramacrobiotus metropolitanus
Lineage: Eukaryota; Metazoa; Tardigrada; Eutardigrada; Parachela; Macrobiotidae
Exons: 6
Coding region: 343-1230 (295 amino acids)
Source: RefSeq, a predicted model, not a curated record
UUUUGGUCGGUAAGAUUGUAUGAAUAUAAAGAUAACAAUAAUUAUUAUCCGUAUCUCUCUGACAUUUGCACGAAACAGUGGCUCGAUGCUUUGUACUGUACAAGUCCUCGACUUCAAGACUUUCUUGUAGAUUCCUUGUUAACUUAGAUUUCUGUUCUAAAUAAACUAAACUUUAAGUGGUAGUAUUUGACGAUUAGCAGUAUCCGCUUUGCACCAUAUGCAGUUUGGUUUCCUUUUCCGCCGUAUAAUAUCAACUUGAUAUUGAACACAGCUUAUACACUGUGCUGCGUAAGACAUACGAGGUAUUCUGUGGUGAUCCGUAAGGUCAGUUCUUGCAAUUUGAUGAAGGGGAUUGUCCGAAGGUUAUCUAAUUUUGACUUUCUCACUGCUUUGUGGUGCAGUUUCAAGUUAUUAUGUUUUCUGAUAGCCUGGCCUCAGCUACAAGGCGUCAAAUCGCUCCAAUGUCAGGUGUGCAAUUUCCUCGAGAAUCCGUCCGAUUGGUGUACCUCAAAGAAAAAUACCACGUCGAUCACCUGCAAUGCCACCGCCGGAGUGACGACGUGUCAUCUCGGAACUGGCAUUCGAGCCGGACUGGUCCCGGGCAAUCCAGCAGAAUAUGUGCCCGGAGUGACAAGAGAUUGCUCCCUGGAUGCGAAACUUGAUAACGAACUGUGGAAAACCAUGGCGAAAGGCCAGAAGAUGGUUUGCACUGACGUGAAGCAGGAUUAUAUACCGGGUCCUAGUGGUGUGCCUUUAAUCGACCGGAAGUGCAUCUGCACAGAAGACAACUGCAAUAAGAUCGGAUGGGACGAAAUUAUGCAACAACCCGCUCUACCGGCCAAUUACACCCCAAAUGACAAGCCACAACCGAGUCAAAUCGCCAAUUAUUCAUUGGCCGCUUUGCAAACCAUUCUCAAAGCGAACGCGACGUCGGGUGACAGUGGGAAUGUCAACGCCGACGCAAGCACAACAGCGUUCGCCAAAGGAAACGAUACGGCCACCAAUACCACGGCGCCCGGCACCACUGCUAAAGAUGCUGCUGGUAGCGGAACCAACAUGGGAUUAAUUGCUGGAAUUGCCAUCGGAGUGAUUGUCUUGGCCGCGGUAGCUGGUGGUCUGUUUUACUGGUUCAAAAUCCGCAAGCGAAAGGAAAGCACUAGUAGCAGUAGCGGCGCCACCGGAGGCAGCGGCAACAGUCGUGGUACCGGCGGAAGUGCUGAUGACGACUAACACCCUGUUCCAUGCAAAGGCUGCGAAAGCAACUCGUAUCUCUAAACUGUCUGCCAGAGAGUACGUUUGACUUUUGAAAGUACGCUUGACUGCUUGACCAACACAUAUGAGGCAUUUCUAAGUACAAAUAUUAAGAUGUCGGUUUCGUUGUACUCCAAAAACGUAUUUCACAGCUGUUACGGCCACGAACUCUUAAUUUGCCCCGCAAUCUUACGGUCGGCGACUGUAAAUGUUACACUGAGCUAGACGAUAAAAACUUUUAAAAACAGUUUGAACAUCAAUUUUUGAAUAAAAGAAAUGUUUCUAGUUCCGGUUUGUCG